AUGCAAGACCCUAUACGAAUAUAUAAAUGCAUAUAUAUAUUGUUCAAACGUAUCAUAUCAAAGAUGAACUGUCAACUAACCAACUAUUUUUAAUUCUUUAAACCAGCAAGACUACCCAUCCAUGGAUGAGCUCCACGACAAUUUGCGUGCUGCUUUCGCAGACAAUUUCGAAAUCAAAGCAGACUCAGCAAGUGGUUGGUUGUACAGAGACUUUAAGAAAAAGUACGCGGGAAUGGCCAAGGGUCAAGGACUACUACGUGUGUCUCCCAAAACUACAAAGUGCAACUGGGCAUCCAAGUUUCUGGCAUAUUCUUCAGCACUGAAGACACGGGUUCAAGACACAGCAGAGACGCAACUGGCACAAUACCAACAUGCCCCAGCCGCGUCUGCCAAGCUCUUUCCAGACUCUGUCUUGAAUCAUGAGAAUUUGAUGGCAGAGCAUUUAAGACUCCACGACAAUCAGCCCCUUACCGAAGAGAUGCAACAUAACGGCUUUUGGCUCGCGGCAGGAAAUAGAAAAGAGCGUGCAAGAGCGACGCGGGCUUUGUUGGAACGCCAACAGCUUCCAUCACUCCUACAAAUCGCCAACACGCGGCGCACAGCGAUCAGGGAUGCAUCUUCUAUCCCUUAUCUAUCUGGGUAUUGGAGUGAUCCAUCAGACUGCGGGUGGUUUCCCCUGGCCGACGACAUUAUCCAAAUUACCAUAUUUGUGAUUAUUCUGAGCGCAUUCAAAGACGAACUUAUCAUCGAUGAAUCCUAUGUGGAAUUGGAAGAAUAUGGUGCCUAUCAUGACGAUGAAACAUCCAUGCAACGCUUCAUGGCUCUCAAUUAUAAUGCGAUUCGCACCGCUAAAGGCCGCACUGUUCUUCUAGCCCGGUGUGUCAUGACUAUGGUACAUCUCACGGCGACCAACUCCGCCUGCGGUCUUCCGCCAAUUGACUGGCAGACUAAGAUCAAUGACACAAUCUUGAUGUUCAUUAAAUUUGGAUCUUGGGAUCAAAUAGAGGAUGAACGUUAUGGACAGAAGUUCUUUGCCAAGAUGUCUCUCGAGCCUCUCUAUGUAACAUGGCCGAUCCCUGCUGAGGCUGAACGAAGCGAAAUGAACAAUCAACGCUGUACCCAGCUUCUAAACAGGUUUGCGAAUGCUAAACCCCGAGACCCUCUAUAUUUGAGACCGCGAAAGGAUCAAAAAUUACGCAACCAUGACGACAACUAUUCGGAGACAGAAGACCUCGCAAUCCUAGAGAGGGAAGAGGCUGCAUAUGGGUCGAAACGCAGUUUAAAGUACCAGGCACGACAUCUCAAGACGUAGCGACAAACACGAAACAUCCCUGUAAUAAUAUAAUAGUUACAUAUUUGUAUAAACACAAUAAACCUCUCUAUUAAAUUGUCAAAGUAGACCUAACGCCGAGCAUUCUGUUAGAGAAGUGCAG
Molecule: messenger RNA, 1433 nt
Organism: [Torrubiella] hemipterigena
Lineage: Eukaryota; Fungi; Ascomycota; Sordariomycetes; Hypocreales; Clavicipitaceae
Source: the annotation of a GenBank genome assembly